This is a messenger RNA of Hippoglossus stenolepis (Pacific halibut), 2489 nucleotides long. Its product is annotated as targeting protein for Xklp2-B. Gene Ontology annotation, cellular component: spindle; microtubule. Lineage: Eukaryota; Metazoa; Chordata; Actinopteri; Pleuronectiformes; Pleuronectidae. The coding region runs from base 295 to 2181 and encodes 628 amino acids. The record is from RefSeq and is a predicted model, not a curated record. The transcript has 15 exons. Gene Ontology annotation, biological process: activation of protein kinase activity; regulation of mitotic spindle organization.
GUUGAUGAACAGGCCGUCAGGUAUUGGUCAGUUUAUAUUUAAAAGCUAACGUUACAUUCCUCCGCGCAGCUUCCAAGUCCGAGAACGCUCAGAGAAAGAAAACAGUGUCGCUUUGUGUUGAAUAAUGGCGGAAAGCGACUGUGGCUCCGCUGACCGAUACGAGUUCGAUGCUCCGUCCCACGUCGUCGACUUGAAGGAGCUGGAGAAUAACGACGGUGAUGAUCAGUGGUUCGAACAACAGGUCGGGGAGCAGAUGGUCGCCUUACUACACCUUUAAGACCUGACUGGCCCUUUAUGAGAAGCAAUUCACCCAACCUGCCCAAAGCCAUCGUGAUUCCUCAAGUCAACACGGAUGUAGACAGUGGUCCUGGCACAUCCACAUCUCCACCUCCAAACCUUGUCACAUCCUGGGGAGCUGAAACUGCGACUCGGGCUAAUGGCCGACCAAAGAGGAGGACGGCGAAUCAACCCCCUGCCCAGCCAAGCAGGAUUUCAAAACGUAAAGUGACAACAACCGGUUCAGCUCCAACACAGUCGGCUGCACCACCAUCAAAGAAAUCCAAACCGCUGUGCAGCUCUGAAGAACAGGAGCUGGAGCGCAUCAGGAACCUCCAGAAGGAAGUGGCUCUGCACCGCAGACAGAACGAGGCCAGCUACAAAGCUGCUCUGGCUGGCAAUCCACCCCCGAAGAAGGUGGCCCUGUCCAUGACUGUGCCUAAAGAAUUCAAUUUCACCACAGACAACCGCAUUAAGGCGACUACUUCAUCCAGUACAGCAGAUAAAGAAGUGGACUUCAUCAGUCAGCUUCGCAAACAUUCCUCCCCAGUAAAGGCCAUGAAAGGUGCCACUAUACCCAAACCCUUCAACCUGUCGAGGGGCAACAAGAGAAAGGUGGAGGGGUCAGGAGCCUAUGUGCCCAUGGCUCAGCAGAUUGAGCAGUACCAAAAACGAACCCCUGACCGCUACCAUCUGCGUAGUCGCCAGAGUCAAGAGAGAGGGCCACAUCCAGUGAAGGGCGACCAGCUGAAGCUCACCCAACCUCAUACCCCACACCUGAUGACCCGCCAGAGGAGCCGGCCCACCACUGUGAAGAGCAGUGCUGAGCUGGAGGCUGAAGAGGUGGACCAACUUCACAAGUUUAAAUUCAAGGCUCUGGAGCUAAACAGGAAACUACUGGAAGGUGCAGAGCAUUUGAAGAAGCCAGCCGUGAAGGAACCCACAGUACCUGAAGGCUUUGAGCUGCAGAUUGAAAAAAGGCUCCAGGAGAGACAGAUUUCCAAGAAGUCUGAGGAAGAAGAGAGGCCACAUACCUUUAAAUCCCAGCCUCUGCCCAAAAGGAUCCUGGAAGGAGUCGUGGGAGUGCCAGAAAAGAAAGUUCGGCAUCCAACUGUUCCAGAGUCUCCAGCUUUUGCUCUGAAGAAGAGGGUUCGUGUGGAUCGCAAGGUCGAGGAAGUAAAACAGCCAUCACCAAUCAAGCCCCCCCCAGUGCCUCACUUUGGCCUCCCCUUCCAGCCGCGGCUCCCAGAGCACCACCAUGUGGAGGUCUGUCCUUUCUCCUUUGACGAGAGGGAGCGAGAGAGGAGGGCAAUGAAAGAAAAGAGGCUGGAGGAGAAGAGGAAUGAAGAGGUCCCUCAGUUCAAGGCCCAGCCGCUGCCAGACUUUGAGUCUGUGCUUCUCCCUGAAAAGAAGAAGCUGGAGGCCACAAAGCCGGAGCCCUUCAGACUUCUCCUGGAUGAACGUGGUUCUGUGAAGAACAGUCGCUGGGAGCAGAUGGUGAAAGAAGAGCAGAAGCAACAGGAGGAAGCAGCAACAUUCAAAGCCAGACCCAACACCGUCACUCAUAAAGAACCUUUCCUGCCCAAAAAGCCAGAGCGAGCUGCAGCAGUCACUCACUCUUCCACAGCUGUGGAGAACUUUGAGCUGUCGACGGAGCGACGCGCCCGGGAGCGCCAGGAGUACGAGCGACUGGUCAGCGAGAAGGAGGCUCUCAGGGAGCUCAUGGAGGAGGAGCAGAGACAAGAGGAGGAACAGCAACAAAAAGAGGAGAUCACCAGGCUGCGGCAAGAACAGGUUCACAAGGCUCAGCCCGUCAAACACUACAAACCUGUUCUGGUUAAGAAGAGUGACGUUCCUCUCACGGUCCCUCACACUCCAAAGUUCUCUGAUCGUUUCCGCCUGUGAUCAAGUGUCUUUUAUUUUUUUUUUUUUUUUCUCUUCAGACUUCAUGGCCUGGUCCAGGCUGCAUCUCAGAUUUAUUUGUAUUUUUCUCUAUUUACCUUUGCACAGCUUGUGAUCUUCAGGCGAGGUUCUACUGUGACUUCCUGAAUCUGGACUUCAGGAAGUCAGGGGCAGAGUGUUGUACAUCAGGGCCUCAAGGCUCUGGACUGAAUUGGUGCCAGCUAUUAUUGGUGUUAUCUAUUUAUGUACAUCAGUAUUUUAACUAUUUGUUUCUGUUGUAAGUUAUUAUUAAAAGGUCUGUGUACAUUUUA